CACGAGUGAAAAGACUGCAUUGCCAAGCAAAGAUUCUUCAAGAGGUUUUGAAGUCAUUGAGAAUGCAAAAUCUCAAGUAGAGAAGAUAUGCCCUGGUGUUGUAUCCUGUGCAGAUAUCGUUGCUGUUGCUGCAAGGGAUGCAACUGCAUAUGUCAGUAACCCAAUUUAAAUAUAUAUCUUCUCAAUUUAAAAAACCCAAGAACCAUAAUUUAUAUCUAUUGAAAAAACCCAAGAACCAUCCUAUACUGUGAUGCUCGGAAGAAGGGAUUCAACUACUGCAAGCAGAACUCUAGCCAACAAGGAACUUCCUAGUUUUAGAGACGGUUUGGACAAACUUAUUACCCGCUAUCAGAAAAAGGGACUCAAUGCUAGGGACCUGGUUGCUCUGUCAGGUGCUCACACUCUGGGACAAGCUCAAUGUGCUGCUUUUCGAGAUAGGAUAUACAGCAAUCGCAGCGACAUUGAUGCUGGAUUCGCUAGCACUCGCCGUCGUCGUUGUACUGCUGUUGGUGCUGAUGGAAAUUUGGCUCCAUUUGAUCUCGUCACACCCAAAUCUUUCGACAGCAAUUACUUCAAGAAUUUGAUCCAAAAGAAAGGCCUUAUUGAAUCAGAUCAAGUUCUUUUCAGUGGAGGUUCCACAGAUAGUAUUGUCAAAGAAUACAGCAAAAAUCCUGCAGCUUUCAACUCAGAUUUUGCUUCUGCCAUGAUCAAGAUGGGAAAUAUUAAGCCUCUCUCUGGAUCUAAAGGACAAAUCAGGAGAAUCUGCUGUGCUGUCAACAAGUAGUUUUUGUGAUGCUUCAUUUUGAAACUUGUUCAAAUUUUCUUUUUCCUAUCUUGAAUUUCAUUGAUGCGUAAUUAUUUGGUUGCUCUCAUUAGGGCAUAUUCUGCUCUUUUUUCAUAAAUUUGUCAUUCUUUGUAUUUCAUCAAGUGU
Molecule: messenger RNA, 931 nt
Organism: Hevea brasiliensis (rubber tree)
Lineage: Eukaryota; Viridiplantae; Streptophyta; Magnoliopsida; Malpighiales; Euphorbiaceae
Product: lignin-forming anionic peroxidase-like
Exons: 2
Coding region: 251-784 (177 amino acids)
Biological process (GO): response to oxidative stress
Molecular function (GO): peroxidase activity; heme binding
Source: RefSeq, a predicted model, not a curated record